Molecule: messenger RNA, 4443 nt
Organism: Gryllus bimaculatus (two-spotted cricket)
Lineage: Eukaryota; Metazoa; Arthropoda; Insecta; Orthoptera; Gryllidae
Source: the annotation of a GenBank genome assembly
CGCGUAUCAGUUCCGGUCAGGAAAUGACCUUCGGAAAACAAUGUUUGGAAGCUGAAAUGAAAGGUGGUUGCUUGUGACGAAGCUUCCUGUUAUACGUUUGAAUAAAGAAAUGAGAAUUAUAUAUUUCUUUUUCUGCUACAAAAAGACAUAACUGACAGAUGCUCAUUAUAAUUUGGGUAUCUGUUGUUUGGAAAAGCUAAUGUUUUCGAACAUUUGACACUUGCUCUGGACGAAGACGUCAGAGUUUUGUGAUGAAUACGUGGCGCAAGUGUUCAAAGAUUAGUUCCCACGUAGCAUUCCGGGCGCGUUAACUGCAGUAUCCUGUAAAGGUGUUGUGUCAUGUGUGGAAAGGACCUCAAAAUUGGAGCAAUGAAGGCCCUUAUUUUAGUUGGUGGCUAUGGCACACGUCUUCGCCCUUUGACUCUAAGCCGUCCAAAACCACUUGUUGAAUUUGCCAAUAAACCAAUGCUUCUUCAUCAGAUAGAAGCUCUGGUGGAGGCUGGAGUAUCAGAGAUAGUACUGGCUGUCUCUUAUCGUGCAGAACAAAUGGAACAAGAACUUAGUGAAGAAGCUAAAAAACUGGGAGUGAGUUUGAUUUUUAGCCAUGAAACAGAACCUCUGGGAACUGCAGGGCCACUGGCAUUAGCCAGGGAUAUUCUUGCAGCUAGUGACGAACCAUUUUUUGUACUAAAUUCUGAUAUUAUUUGUGAAUUCCCUUUUAAAGAGCUGGCAAAUUUUCAUCGUAACCAUGGAAAGGAAGGUACCAUAGUUGUUACAAAAGUGGAGGAACCUUCCAAAUACGGUGUAGUUGUUUAUGGGGAUCAAGGACGUAUUAACAGCUUUAUAGAAAAACCUCAAGAAUUUGUUUCAAACAAAAUUAAUGCUGGAAUGUACAUUUUUAAUCCUUCUGUCUUAAAAAGAAUCCAAUUGCAACCUACAAGCAUAGAAAAAGAGGUUUUUCCUGGAAUGGCUACAGAAGGACAGCUUUAUGCAAUGGAAUUACAAGGUUUUUGGAUGGAUGUUGGACAGCCACGUGAUUUCUUGACAGGCAUGUGCCUCUACUUAUCAUCUUUGAGACAGAAGAGUCCAGGUUUGCUUUAUUCAGGAUCUGGAGUAGUGGGCAAUGUUCUCAUUGAUCCCACAGCGAGCAUCGGCCAAGGAUGCCGAAUUGGACCGAAUGUGACUAUUGGACCAGGAGUGGUAAUUGAGAACGGAGUUUGUGUGAAACGGAGUACUAUUCUAAGAGGAGCAACAGUCAAAUCACAUUCUUGGCUGGAUGGUUGUAUUGUUGGAUGGCGAAGUGUAGUUGGACAGUGGGUUCGUAUGGAAAAUACUACUGUGCUUGGAGAAGAUGUGAUUGUAAAAGAUGAGCUGUAUGUGAAUGGUGGGCAAGUGUUGCCACACAAAUCUAUUGGCACAUCAGUACCAGAACCUCAAAUUAUUAUGUGAUGAGUUUCUGCUAUGACAACUUCAUUUUAGAUCAGUUUACUUGUGAAUGAUAUAUUUUGCUUAGUUUUAGGAUUAUACACAAUUGAGCACAUUCACUUGAAAAGAUGAUUGCAACAAUUUAUUAUUUUUAUUGAAAUAUAUUUCAAGUCAUUUAUAUUGUGUGUUCAAUAACAAUUUUAUUUUAUUAUGGGCCAUUUGUUGUUAUUUUAUAUAUGUUUUAUGUAUCCUUUGUUUUUAAACCAGUCAGAUGACCAAAAAACUUACUAUUUUAUGUAUGUGAGAGAGUAUAUAAUUUUGCAUCAUAUUGCAAUAUCUGUUUGUGAAUGUGGAGAUAUUUCUCAAUAUCUUUUUACAGUAGUCUCUCCAAUCGGCAGUCAAUCAAUUGCUCUUCUUGUAAUGAAGACUUAAUAUUUGUAUAUACUAUUUCUGAUGCUUAAUUGAAUUCCUGUGAUGCAGUUCUAUUUUAAAUUAUUCUAAGAAACAUACAUUAAAUUUUUAUAUACAAAUGUAUUAAGUUAUUGAUGAUAUAUUUGAGUAUGAUAUGCUAUUUGAGGAUGUAGCAUAUAUUGUGUUCACAUGUGUAAUUCUACAUAGGUCAGGAAUUAUAAGGUUCGUUAACUCCAUUCAGGUUCCUGAUAAAUCAGUUUAAGUUUUUAGAUAUUUUUGUGAAAUAUUUUCAGAGAGUAAUUUGUCUCAACAAUAUCCCUCUUUUAAAAUAUCUCUGAACCCCUAAUGUUGUCUCGCAUUAAUGGAAACCUAAAGAACAUUGAUCUAUGUAUUGUUCAUAGUGUGCAGUCUCUUAAAUUUAUUGAUCAUAAAAUGUGUUUUAAUGAAUUGUUAAUUUAAGUCUUUAAAAAAUGUUUUUAUUUAUUUAUUGUCAGCAUUGUAAUUGAAACUGUGAUUUUUGGAGGGGCAAUUAUUGUAUUUUUGAAUACAAUACCUUUUAUUUUCUUGAAGUUUAUCUUUUUUCGUAUGUCUUCUCGUAUGCAAAAACUGUUACAGCAACUUGUUUAUGAUGUUGCUUCAUUGCGAUUGUACAAAUUUGAAAACUUGCUUCUAACUUUGCUUGUUUUCAAAACCUGAUCUUACCCAGUAAAGCAUAACAUUACGAACUCUUUGCAUAAUAUACUAUUAUUAUUACCCAUUAUUGUAUUUGAGUACACAACUUUCCAUUUCUGUGAAUAUACUUUUGUGUGUUCUUUUAAUCUUGUGAGGACCAGGAAGAAUGGUUUUCAUCCCAAGAAUGAAUUUUUGAAUUAAAACUGCAGCAAGUAUUAUUGUUUUCUAAUUAUAUUUUUGAAAUAUGUAAUUUACUUACCAGUUUCUUAUUUUACGAUUAAGAGAACUCUCUGUCUUCAGGUUUGUUAUUUAAAUUAAUUAUAGUGAAGAAAAUGAAUGACAAAAAACUCAGCCAGUAAUUUUGUUUUAAGCUUUUGAUAUGAGGAUAAAGAAUAGAAAUGUAAAAAUUAUUAAGAAACGAUUUGAAUUUUGUGUGUAACAAUCACAGUAAACGAAUAUUAUUUUUGCAAUGAAGCGGAAGCUACUGUAUAAAUACUGGUGUAGUGUGCAAUUUUUUUGUUUAACAAUUUGUUUUAAUGACAACUAUACAAGUUUCAGUAGUCUUGAUUAUUGAACAAAGAUUGUUAUUUAAAAUUUCCAAUAUUUAUUGCAUUUAUAUUGUUUACUUUGGCAGGUUCAUUAAUUAUUUUAUGUUUAUGAUUAAAAUGCAUUCAUCUAUAGUUAUUAGAAUCAACUUGAUUCAUGAUAAAUCAUUGUUGUUUGUAUUAAACAUAUUGGAAUUUAAUUAAAUAUUCCUAGAAGUAGAAAACCAUUAAAUUUUGAAAAUGUGUAAUGUUUCAAAGUACCUCUCCUUGUUUUUUAUGUAUGUUGUAUUAUUUACCCAGAUCUCAAAGGCUAAGAAUGAUGUGAAAUUAAUUUCAAACGUAGUGGCUGCAGGGGCUAAAGAUUCAGUAAUGCCUCAUCAGUAGCAUUCAUUAUGAGUCAUGUUGUGCCUGUUCUGAAGAAAAUUAAUCUUCUUUCUGACAGAAGUCUUAAAUUAUCACCAGAGUAUGAAUGCAUAGCAUAAAAAAUUAAGUUAAAUUUUCAUAUUUUAUUGCAAAUACAGAAUGCGUUUUGAAGUUGGAUGUAAAAGUCUGAACUAAAAUUCAAUACCAAUCUUGUUAUAUAGGAUCAAAAUUUGUGUGUUCAAUGUAUGCAAGUUUUUAACUUACAAGUUCAAAAAAUUAUAUAUAUUAUCAACUGUAAAGUUUCAAUUUUAUUUUCAUGAAUUCAUAAUCACAUAUACACCAAAUAGUUUUCUUUCUGGUAAAAUGUUGGAAAUUAACAUUUGAAUCAAGUUUUGAACAGGAGUUCUAAGUGUGUUUCAGUGUUUUGUAAUACUGAAAAUUGAAUGGUCAAAUUACCCAAACAUAAAGAGAUGUUUGAUUAUGCAUGAACAUGAUGGCAUAGGAAGUGGGAAGAUGAAGUAUAGUUUAAGACUAUGUUUUUAAAACCUUUAUGAAUUGUGCUGACUGUUCAAUUACAUAUUCUAAGAUGCCAUCUCAUGUAAUUAAGCAAAGGUUUGGAUUUGCAUAUUGAAGUACAGAGAGGUUAGGAAACUGCUGCAAAAUGUGAUAACUCUUCCAUUUUAAAUAGAAACAUGCAACAAUUACUCUUGCUACAAAUUCCUGUAACUCAUAAGUGCAAUUAUAUGAAUCACUUAUUUGCAGGGGAGAAACUGUGUUGUUAUAAAAGGAUUUGUUUGGUGAAUGCUGCCAUUUGCGAUGUUAUUGAGGCAGGUUAAACAUGUCAGAGGGAAACUUUAAGUUUAGAAAGUGCACAUUUGUACUGCACGAAUUGUGUUCUUUUUUGGAUAUGAAACUUUCUGUUCGCAAUCUUUAAUCUCUAUUUAUACUGCCUAAUAGUAAGGUUAGUUUUUAAUUUCUAAAUUACUAUUGCUCUUGUCAAUAAAUAAUUUUCAGAAUUGGACUUCAA